AGGACGGCGGUCACUAUUGAAUUGUGAUUCCAAAAUUGGGUUGAAGAGGUCGUCUUUUUAUCUCCUCAGUAGUUCCUUUCGUGACAACAUUGGGUCCUACCGAACUGUAAUGAUGUCAUUCACCAUAUGCCAGGAAAGGUACAUGACCAGAAAACUGUUGGACCAAGACUUUUUAACAGAUUGCUCCUGCAUUUUUUGUGUUGCUAUUUCUGAGGCUUUUUAUUACACGUUUCAUCUUGCCACGCACCACAAAUAAAGCAGAAGCAAGAUGAUAUUCUUGGGGAUAUUCAGCAUGUUGAUUCAGUAAAUGGAAUUUCUUAUAGUCCAAAUGCAGAUGAUGUCUCGCACUCUGAAUCUAUGCACAGAGUGGACAUGACAGCUACCGCCACUUCAGCUGAUGCUACUGAAACUGAUGGUUCCAUGUGUGCAAAAUCUCCUGAUUCCAUUGAUGAGUCAAGGAAUGGUGGGAGUGAUGCUUCAAACAGUGGAUCCCCAUUGUUCCAGCUGAGGAAGGAUGCUACAGUAUUUGUUUCACAGACCUUGCACAGAGGUCACAAGAAUCGUUGGCAACUAACAAGAAGCCGCGUAUCAGUGUUGCUUUCCUCUGCUGCUGUUUGUUCAUUGAGCAUCCAUCAAUUUUUGAGAAAUUAUGAAGAUCUGAAUGUCUUCAUCUUGGAUGGGGAAGCUUUUUGUGGUUCUGAAGCAGUUGAGUUCAGGCAGAAAGUGAAGGCCGUUUGUGGAAACUAUUUUGCUGCUUUUCAUCGGCAAAAUAUAUAUGCACUAAAAAGGGUUUUGGAAAAGGAGAAUUGGUUACAACUGCCACCAGAAACAAUACAAGUUGUAAGUUUUGCUGGGCUUGUCGGUGAUGGAGCAGCCCUGAUUGUUCCAUCUGACCGUAACUCUCCUAAUAAAAGAGUCCUACGAUCCAGUGAGCCAGCAGAUUUAAUUGAAACGGGCAAGAGUGGAUUUUCAUACUGGCUUAAAAGUGGUAACCCAAUUUUGGUGAAACUAAGUGCCAAAGAGCACAAUGGUUCCUUCUCACCUAAAGGGUCAGACUCUGGAGAACCUAGUGGAAUAAAUAAUGAGAAUCUUCACACUGAUAUGUUUCAGCUGAAAAACAAUGAUGCUAGUCAUGGAAAUGGAACUAAUACAAUGUUCUAAAAAGCACUCGGCGGUAGGCGGGCGGCCGACCACCUUCAAGCUUCGAGACCUUUUAAUCGGCCAUUAAUCGCCUUUUAGCAAUUAGUCGGGUUUUUUUUUUUUAAAUAUUCUACAACCUCCCUACCAUCAAUAAUCACAGUUUUUCUAGUUGAUGUGAUAUAUUCUCUACCAUCAAUACUUACUAGUUACUACACGUCUACCGGUCUACACGGCUACGGCCUACACCAAACGGUCCAAACCAUAAAUUUACAAUACUACACUACUCUGCUACUCAGACUCAAGUGUUAAAUUUUGUAAAAAAAAAU
Rhododendron vialii is the source of this 1466-nucleotide messenger RNA. RefSeq lists its product as uncharacterized. The transcript has 4 exons. Bases 358 to 1161 code for a protein of 267 amino acids. Gene Ontology annotation, cellular component: EARP complex. Gene Ontology annotation, molecular function: SNARE binding. The record is from RefSeq and is a predicted model, not a curated record. Lineage: Eukaryota; Viridiplantae; Streptophyta; Magnoliopsida; Ericales; Ericaceae. Gene Ontology annotation, biological process: retrograde transport, endosome to Golgi; endocytic recycling.